UACCUUGUCUUCGACAACGACCAGUGCGCUCAGUUUUCUCUAACUUCCAUUUUCACUCGUCUGACAAACUUUAGUGUCGGCCCCUUACAGGCAGGAUCUUCCACCGGCGGGAGGUUUCGAGGCCGUGAAAUACAAACGGAAUCUACCCCUGCGUGGGCCCGGAGCUUUGGUGAUUCUCGGCGGCGUCACGGCCAUUUGCACGUUCGGGUUUUACCGUCUUGGACUGGGUAACAUCGAAAGAAGGUAGGUCAGUCAUCUCGUCAUCUCUCGAAUCACCUGGCUGCUCCGGUCGUGAAACGUGUCUCGAUGAGCUCUUUAUGUGGUCUUGUGUGGCCAACUGGAUCCGGCCGCCACCUGCGCCAGCUUAUCGUACCUCCGGUCCGAGUCGGAGCAGAUGAGCCUGGCUCUGGCCAGCUGAUGUUUCUCCGGAGGCGGGUUAACUCAAUCUUUCGCAGAGAACUGAAGCGAGAGAAAGCCUGGGCAAGAAUACAUCUCGUACCUCUUCUUGCGGCGGAAGGAGACCGUGCCGCAUAUCAUCAGGCGCAGGCCAGCGCAGCAUUCGAAGCAGAGAUAAUGAAAGAUGUGAAGGGUUGGGUGGUAAGCACUCCUAUGCGAUACCGAUGGCUGGCAGCUGAUCUCGAGUCUUCUCACUUCUCUCCGCCACCUCCAUAUCCCAUUCUUAUCUCCCCAGCCCGGCAAAUCUGUCUACAACAACCCUCAAUACAAGACUCCGGACAUAUGAUGAUCGUAGUUGCGGUCCUCUGCUUAGAUAGAUCAUUGUAAUCAACAAUUGUCUUGCACGGCGACCGUCCAAUCCUCUCUUACAAACGCUGA
Molecule: messenger RNA, 834 nt
Organism: Mycena citricolor
Lineage: Eukaryota; Fungi; Basidiomycota; Agaricomycetes; Agaricales; Mycenaceae
Source: the annotation of a GenBank genome assembly